This is a messenger RNA of Cylicocyclus nassatus, 1047 nucleotides long. NCBI's taxonomy places the organism in Eukaryota, Metazoa, Nematoda, Chromadorea, Rhabditida, Strongylidae. The record is from the annotation of a GenBank genome assembly.
UUUUCAGACUAACUUGUUUGCAGUUAUGUCACCUGCUAACCUUUCUUCAUGCCAAAACCCCCAGAGGGGUAAGAUCACAUGCAUACUCGGGCCAAUGUUCAGUGGAAAAACGACUGAAUUGCUUCGCAUGCACGAUCGUCAGAUGAUUGCUCGUCGCAAAUGUGUUCUUGUAAAAUACGCAGGGGAUACUCGUUACGAUCCGGAACUCGUAGCCACACAUACGCAAAUGAAAGGACAGGGAAUCACAUUGAAGGCACAUAAACUCGCUGAAGUAGAGGCACAGAUCUUUGACCCGACUGUACAAGUGGUGUCCAUUGAUGAGGGCCAAUUCUUCAGUGACUGCGCGGAGACUUGCGACCGCCUGGCAAAUAUGGGAAAAGUGGUCUAUGUCGCAGUACUGAACGGCACGUUUGAACGCAAGCCGUUUCCACAAGUAUCAUUAUUGUUACCAUACUCUGAUGAGAUUAAACAAGUUGUGGCCGUUUGCGUUGGUUGUGGAGCAGACGCAAGCUACUCCUUUCGCAACACUCUGGACAAGAAAGUGGAAGUGAUAGGAGGUCAGGAUACAUACCGAGCUUUGUGCCGAGCUUGUUACAUGGAAGAGUCAUCCCGUCGUGGAUUGGAUCUAGAAAAUAACGAUGGAGAGAACUGCGUCCAAAGCGAUCAACAGCUGAUCAAAGGAGAUGAAUUGGCACUUUUAGAUUUGCCACGCAAGGUUUUUCGUGCGCAAUAGUUAGGUUUGGAUUGUUGUAACUUAUUCUUUUGCCUUUGGCUGCUCAUGUUAUCUCUUUCACUUUGAUUCAUGCAUAUCAUUUUCAAUGAUGCACUUGCCAUAUGUACCAUUACCUAUACUGUGGUUGUUAUUUUUGCCAUUUGUCACACUUUUUCAGUCUAGAUCAUGGUGUGGUCUCUAACUGAUUGACUUGUCUGUAAAUUUAUCAAGCAAAGUUAACUGUCUCUGGAAGAAAAUACACAAUGUAUCGUACUAACAAGCAAUCUAUGACAUACUCCAUUAACGGCACCGUCCGCCCAAAAUGGAGGUUGGCG